AUGUCACCCGACUCGUCGCCAGUCCCAUCUAGCUCUUCUUCCUACGUUGCAUUGUCAGUGGCCGGAGAUGGCGAUGAGUAUAGCGAAGAAGAGCUCCAGUUCAUCUGGGAUACCGUCAUGCGAGCGGAAGCGACAUUACCGCAACUUCCACCUUCCUCGCGCCACCCGACCAAUGCACUCUUCCGUGCCUACGGAGACCUGCUCGAAGAGAGAAACAUUGAACCAAUCGAUGGCGCCAAACUCGACAAGCUCCUCUUCAAGAUUGGAGGUUCUCGCGAUGGCAACACUAUUACUGAGAGGUUCCAGGCCGUUAUGGCCAAGAUGAACAUCACAGUGCGGCUAGAUCUCGACGAUAUUACGGAUGAUGAGUUCUCAUCACACUCGGAUAUUUCAUUGCAAUCAAAUGACCAAGGCCACUAUAUUUCAUCAGAGAAACGUGGCUAUUUGUUGCAACCGACUCGUGGGGACAGACUGAACCGCUUGGAGCCGUUGGAUGAGCCAGUUGCGGACAACAGAGAUCUCGAAGACGAAGAUGUGAAGGAGCAGGUGCUCGAAGAGAGUGCUGCGGCAUUCGAGGAGCACCGCGACAGAAUCCAAAAUCUACAUGUCCUUGAACAGUGGCAAGACAAAGCAUACCACCUCAAAAAUCAAGCAGAGCUCUUCGUGGAAGCUAGAGUUGAAGAUUUGAUAUUACAAUCGCAAGACGUGCUCGUUGCAUGGAACGAGAUAGCCGUUGAGGUCGACGAGAUGCCACUUGAUGACCUACCUCCAAAUGUAUACUCGAAGCGCAUCGAGAAAAUUGCAACUCGUACCCACGAAAUCAAAACCUCUAAAAACCUUCUCGUCGGAUGGCGCAAUCGCACACAAGCGCGACUACGACAGCAGGAUGAGCACCAACGGCAAUGGGACGAGCAACGCCAUCAGCAAGCAGUCGAGGAUGGCCUUUUCAAAGAUGAUCCGAAACUCGUGAGACUGGCUCAGAGGACACACGAAAACUUAUCCAAGUCGCGCAUUCUUGCACAUUGGUCGAAUCGCGCAGCAGAAGAGGAAGAGAAAGCCGAGGUCGCAAAGAGGGCGCAUGAGAUGAGUUUGAAAGCAAAAGCUUUUGGACUCCGACCUAAGCCGCAAAUUUUCGCAUCACUUCGACAGAGACUCCAGGAAAAGGUCAUCGCCACGAAACAAGUGCACGAAGUGGACGCUCCUCCACCACGUCCAAAUACCACUGAACAAUUCAGAAACAUCACGGAAGAGGGUAUUCCUGAGAAUCGGCCAGCAUCGAAGCAAUCGAGCGACCCGGCCGUUCAUCAACGGGAAGCCGACGCUGGAGGUCAUUCUGCUGUCACUCAUGGAGAAAUGAACCCUCCACAAAAAGUCAUGCUUUCUACGCCUCACGACAGUGAUAUGCGAGAAUCCGGGGUCCAGGUUGACCAGGGUACGGCGAUUCCCAAGGACGUUGAACGAAAAGACGAUGAGUCAUCAUUGGCAGAUGAGCUUGAUGAACGCACACUGCUGGCCAAAAGACAUCUAAUGCGCAUGAGGUUCUUUCGAGCUUGGGAAGAGUAUACCUCUAAGCACACGAAAAUGGUAGAGGAGUUUGCUACAAACAAGGCGUUGGAAUCUUGGUAUGACAGAUCAUGUCAAAUGGCAGCAAACGCCCAGGAAGGAACGCAAGAGCAUUCCCGGCGCAGGGAUCGUCACCUUCUGGGACAAUGGCGUCGCCCAGAUGAACGCCAAAAAAAGCUCGAAGCGAUGGCUUUGGAUUUUUACAGGAAACAACGCCUGAAUAAUGCAUUAGCAGGAUGGAGAGCAGCUGCAAUUCAAGAAAGGGCCAAAGUACAGGGAUUUGAUCAGAUGUCAAAUCUGGCAGAUCAAUAUUGCAGGACGCAUGGCACCCUGCAGGCCUGGAAAGCUCGGUCCAGAGAGAGCGCCGUUCGAACGACCAUGAAGCAAGACGCGCUGCAGGCAUGGCGCAAAGAUUGUGCGGAACAACAACGUCGAAGGGAAUUCUUGGAAUACAUGACCCAACGUGUCGACCUGUACCGCAUCAAGGAGAAGGUAUUGCCAUCUUGGCGAGGAGCAGCCACAGGCAAGGCCACUAGAGAGCAACAAUUGCGGACAUGGAGCCAGCGCGCAGACUUUUAUUCACUCACAACCCAGGCAAUCACGACAUGGCGAGCUACAGCCAAGGCGAAGCGCAGAGCGAGACUCCGGGAAACAUAUCUAGAAAUUCGCCGUAGAGUCAAGAAAGCCAUGGGGGCUCGUUGCAUCGCCCAAUGGCACAAGAGCUCAGAAGCUCGUCGCCACCAUUUGGACUUGGUUACUGAAGAGUUCGCAAAAUACCAUGAUUGGAACGCCAAAGCGCAGAGCAUCAAUACAUGGCGUUUGCGAGCUCGCGAAAAGGCUGAAAUGGAAGCAGCACGGCACACCGAAGCUCAGCAGCAGCAUCUCAGGACUUGGAGGACAUGCAAUGACAGCUUACUGCAAUUACAAAUCGAGACGGAAGAGCAUUUCCAAGACAAGGCCAUGUCUAGAGCUGUAAAGGAGUGGAAACUCGGGUCUUUACAGCUUGAAAGCCGUAGGAAUGCUAGCGAAAGGCACCUGAACCGGCAGAAGAAACAGCUCAAGCAGGGGUUCGAGCUCUGGUAUACCAAAGCUGCCGACAAGGCUCAGAGAACUCCAGCCGCCGAAGAGGAGCCGACGAUUCAACAACCGGAACAGGAAGAGGUUGACUUCAUAUCGACUCCAGCAAGACCACGUCUGUUCAUGGGUCCGUUGACUCAAACCACUACUCCUCUCGCCCCUAUACCUCAAAGACAACCGUGGUCAGGAUUAAGAGGAGGGCCUGGAGAUUCCCUACUUGGACGUCCACUCGCAGCUCCUGGAGGCACAGCUAGUCGCUCUGGUCGAUCAAGGAGGAAUUUGCGAGUCUAUUGGGCCGACAGGGGCUGA
Pestalotiopsis fici W106-1 is the source of this 2949-nucleotide messenger RNA. RefSeq lists its product as uncharacterized. The record is from RefSeq and is a predicted model, not a curated record. Bases 1 to 2949 code for a protein of 982 amino acids. Lineage: Eukaryota; Fungi; Ascomycota; Sordariomycetes; Amphisphaeriales; Sporocadaceae. The transcript has a single exon.